AUGGCCUGUACUCGCUCAUGGCGCUCUAUGAUCUGCUCUGCAUUCUCUCCACGACCAGCCUGGAGCAAAUCAAGGCGGCCUAACCACCAGCAGAGCUUCCUCUCCCACCCGGACAACUCGGGGAGCUCUGAGUCUGCCGAGCACUUCACGCGCGUCUCCCAGGCUCACAAGGUGCCGGGCAGUACCACCUUGCGUCAGAAGUAUGCCCGCGGCCUGCCAAGCGACGAGGGCCUGCACGGCCCGGGCGUCCGGCCUUCCAAGAUUCCAGCCGCUGACCCCGAGGCGAGCCCCGCACCUGUCCGCCGAGCUCUCCACCCCACGGCGGUGGUCAGGCCUUGUCGGAAGCCAACCACACCACGUUGGACUUGGACGCCUUCUUCCGGGCGCGCUGCGGUGAGUGGCUGGAGCGCAAAUGGCGGCUGA
Molecule: messenger RNA, 423 nt
Organism: Rangifer tarandus platyrhynchus (Svalbard reindeer)
Lineage: Eukaryota; Metazoa; Chordata; Mammalia; Artiodactyla; Cervidae
Source: the annotation of a GenBank genome assembly